UUUUCAUAUGGCUUUAGUUGCGUGUAUUACCUCUUCCGAUGAAGAGGUUAAGUGGAAAUUGGUUGAAAAGCGAAUGAAAGAAAAUUUUUUUUCAAAUGCAGUGCAAGGAACUUUAAGGCCUCUUUAGUGACUUUUUUCGUCCAAGCGACAAACUUAACUAUUUACAAGAAGUAUUUUUUUAUUACAAUGGAUACUCCUUACUGUUUAUGCGGACAGCCCUAUAACCCAAAUAUUUUUAUGAUACAAUGCGACCUUUGCAAAGACUGGUACCAUGGAAGUUGUGUCAACUUCCAAGAACACCUGGCCAUAGAAAUAGACAAAUACCAUUGCCCCAGAUGUACACCCAUAUUUGGACCUUCAAUAAAUAAACCUUGGAAGAAUUAUCACAGACAUGACUUUUGGGAUGAAAACGCAACGGAGAGGCCGGUUCAAACGGGAACGGCUGUUUUUAUUAAAGAGUUACGAGCCAGGCAUUUUGCGAGUGAAGGUGAAGUAGUUAUCCAUAUGCGCGGCCAACAAUUAACAGAGACUUUCCUUCAACAAAGAGGGUUUGAUUGCCCCAUCGUCAUCGAUGGGAAAGAUGGAUUAGAAAUGAAUAUUCCUUCGGAUACUUUCAGCCUUUACGACGUUGAAUCAUACAUCGGUGGCGAUCACGAAAUGGAUGUCAUUGAUGUGACCCGUCAAACAGAUGUAAAAAUGAAAUUGCGCGAUUUCGUGGCGUAUUUUAAUAGUUUAAAUCGAAUGCGGGUUUUCAAUGUUGUUAGUUUGGAAUUUUCUGGCACAGGAUUAUCACGACUAAUAGAUGCCCCUUUAGUUGCGAGAAAAUUAGAUUGGGCAAACACAGUUUGGCCCUACGAUUGUACGGUGAAUCGACCUCAAGUCCAAAAAUAUUGUCUGAUGAGUGUUAAAGAUGCUUACACGGACUUUCACAUAGAUUUCGGGGGGACCAGCGUUUGGUAUCAUGUUGUUUGGGGCGAAAAAAUUUUUUAUUUUAUUAAACCAACGCCUGCUAAUCUCACGUUGUAUCAACAGUGGAUGACGGCGACGAAUCAAAGUGAAACAUUUUUUGGCGAUCAAGUUGAUCGAUGUUAUAAAGCAACUUUAAGACAAGGACAAACAAUGGUGAUACCAACAGGUUGGAUACAUGCUGUUUUAACCCCUAUUGAUUCAUUAGUUUUUGGCGGGAAUUUUUUGCAUAGUUUAAAUAUUCCAAUGCAAUUACAGGUUUAUGAUAUAGAAAAGAAAAUAAAAACGACAGAAAAGUUUUUAUACCCUCAUUUUGAGAUGAUCAACUGGUUUGCUGCUCAAAAAUUAUUAACACAAAUAACUGAAAUUAAUUCGGAAGAGAAACGAUGUCCUAGCACUUUAUUAACCGGUUUAAAAUCAUUACUUUCCUCGUUAAAACAAUGGAAUACAGAGAAAGAUUAUAAUUUAAGUAGUAGAGAACAAAUUCCCAUAAGUAUAAACACAACAAAACUACUAAAGGAUAUUUCCAAAGAAAUAAGGCACGCUGAAAGAUUUAUUAAUUCGUUGAAUCCUCCCAAACCAGAACGGGAGUCAAAGAGGAAACGAAAAAAACCCGUUAACAAAGACUUUGUUGAUUAUUCUUUAAAUACAAAGAAUGAUUUUAUUGUUGAUAUACCGGAAGUGCCGGCAACAACCCCUAUUAAAUUAACGUUACCAAAACCUGCAAUAUAUCCUUACGAAAAUUCAUUGAAUACCCAAGAUAUACGCAGUACAUUUCUUGAGGAUAGUUGGGGAAGUAGUAUAUUAAGUAGAGAAGAUGGAAAUUCACAAAGAAAUUGUGUUUUAAAAUUAAAAUUAGGUUCAAAAGAUGGUAUUCCAAGUGGACCGGAUUCAAAUCUAUCCCUUGAUUCCGCGUUAACUUUUGGAAGUAUGAGUAAAUCAGUUUAUGAUUUUAAUGAUGAUAGCGAUAGAGAUGAUGAUUGCUUUAAUUUGAGUAUUGAUGAGAGUCCACGGAAAACAAAAAAAUCGAGCGGAUCGUUAAAAAUGAGACUACCAAAUAGUUGGGGUCCGAAAUCGAAAAAACGGGAUGAUCUUGAAGAUAUUCCUAAAAAUGGUAUUGAAUCCUUAUUAAAAGCUUCAGCUUUAACAAAUAAAUUUAUGGAUGAUGGAAGUGGACGAACGUCGCCGUCAACACAAGAAGCAAUCGCGGGAAUGUUAUCUAUAAGCCAAACGUUUAUUCAACCUGGGAGAGCACCCGCUAGGUCUCGAAAAUAUCGUUCGUUAUCAAAUACACUUUCUGAAGAGGAAGAUAUUAAUAAUGUUCACCAAGAUGAAGAUUACAUUUAUCCAUCUUUGGAUAAUUCUGAUGAUGAAGAUAUACAUAUCUUUAAGCCAAGAGGUCGAUCAAAGAUCGAUGAGGCUUGGAAUCCAAAAGCCCGUGUCGGGCCAUUAUUGCCGAAAAUGAACCGUCCAGCGCGUGAAGGUACCAAAAAACAAGCCGUGGAAAAAGUCUUAGAGGCGGCUGCUGCAAAAAGAGCUUGUGAAAGUCCUGAAAAAAGUCCAAAAAGACAGUAUAGACGAAAAAAAAUUAAACCAAAAUUAACGGAAAAAACUACGUCUUCUGUACCAAAUACAACAACCAUAGCGAGUACAUCUACACAUGUAGUGACUACGCCUAGACCUCGAAAAGGAAUGAAAACUGCUAAACAGCGCCUAGGAAAGAUUUUGAAAAUUCACAAAAUGAUCCACUGAUUUGUCCACGUCGAAUAGUUGAAAAAAAAAACUUUAGAACAAUUAUCACUGAACAGUAUUCUUUUUUUUUUUUAAUAUUAUAUUAGUUGUGUUCUUGUUGUUAAUCUUUACAGUGUUUAUUUUUUAUUGAAAUCAUGGGUAGUUAUUGUUAAUUUGAAUUAUGUAUGGUUUAGUUUCAUUUAAUUUUGUUUUUUAAUCAUGUCCGAAUCUCGUUAUAACAUUUCUUUUUCUUAUAACAUUCCAAAUUCAAUGAUUUUAUUAGUUAACUUUUUUAUAUCGUGUCAUGGAAUUGAUUUUAAUUAAUAUAGUUUUACUGUGAUUUUAUGUCAUUUCUCAAUAAAAACAAGUUUUUU
Molecule: messenger RNA, 3071 nt
Organism: Onthophagus taurus
Lineage: Eukaryota; Metazoa; Arthropoda; Insecta; Coleoptera; Scarabaeidae
Product: lysine-specific demethylase 7B
Source: RefSeq, a predicted model, not a curated record